Oncorhynchus masou masou (cherry salmon) is the source of this 4475-nucleotide messenger RNA. Its product is annotated as contactin-4. The record is from RefSeq and is a predicted model, not a curated record. Gene Ontology annotation, biological process: brain development; axon guidance; cell-cell adhesion. The coding region runs from base 350 to 3418 and encodes 1022 amino acids. Gene Ontology annotation, molecular function: cell-cell adhesion mediator activity. NCBI's taxonomy places the organism in Eukaryota, Metazoa, Chordata, Actinopteri, Salmoniformes, Salmonidae. Gene Ontology annotation, cellular component: axon; plasma membrane. The transcript is spliced from 24 exons.
UCUAUGGUGUGGCGUUUUUCUGCCGUAAAAAGCCAGACUCACUUGAGAAACAGUUCGGACAUCAAGCGGUUCUGUAUCAAAAGCGGCUUGAGAUCCCUGUGUCCCGGACGUCUCCACUGUCAUCGUCUCCAGCAUCCUCUUGGUUUUUAAGAACCUUUCCAUUCGCCUGAAGCAACCUGUCCUGUCUUUUCUGUUUAAGGUCGGGUGUCUGUUGUAUAUCCCUAGCGUCCGACUCAUUGAAGAAGAACUCCUCGUCCAAUUUGAGCUACAAGGAGCAGAGUUUACACAGGAAAAUUUCCCCUCUCACUGGCAAUUGGAUGGGAAGAAAGAAAGCCUUUGACCUUGGAAAAUGAAAAUGUUGUUGCCAUGGGAACUGUUAAUCCUUCUGUCACUCACGGACUGCCUUGCUGAGAGAAGCGCACGCCAUGGACCUGUCUUCACUCAAGAACCAAGUGACAGCGUUUUCCCCCUGAGGUCUGAGGACAACAAGGUGUUCAUCAAUUGUAAAGCAAAAGGGAACCCAGUCCCACAUUAUAAAUGGAAGGUUGAUGGGGGAUAUAUUGACAUGGAUUUGAACUACAACCUGGUUGAAGGAAACCUGUUGAUCAAUCACCCCCAUGCAACACAUCACGGGGGCGUUUACCAGUGUAUUGCUACCAACGUCUUUGGGACCAUCGUCAGCAGGGAGGCCAAGGUUCAGUUUGCAUAUCUGCAGAACUUCAGCAGAAAGUCCAGGAACACAGUGUCAGUGAGAGAAGGCCAGGCUGUGGUGCUGCUAUGUGGCCCUCCACCCCAUAAUGGAGAGAUCAAAUACUCGUGGGUUUUCAACGGACGCCCAAGUUUCCUGCUGCAGGAUACCCGUCGCUUCGUCUCCCAGAGGACCGGCAACCUGUACAUCGCCAAGGUGGAGGCCUCCGAUGUGGGGAACUACACGUGUGUGGUGAGGAACAUGAUGACCAACGCCACCGCGUACAGCUCGCCCACCCCCGUGGUGCUGCGCAGGGACGCUGUAAUGGGAGAGUAUGAGCCAAAGAUUGAAGUUCAGUUCCCCGAAAGUCUUCAUGUCACCAAAGGAUCAUCAGUGAAACUGGAAUGUUUCGCCUUAGGAAACCCAGUGCCUUCCAUCACAUGGAGGAGAACAGAUGGGAAUCCCCUCCCUGGCAAGAUCAAAAUCAAUCAUUCCAACGGGGUCCUGGAAAUACCAUAUUUCAGACCGGAGGAUGCUGGUGUAUAUGAGUGUGUUGCAGAGAACUCCAGAGGAAGAAAUGUUGCCAAAGGACAACUCGUAUUCCAGAGUGUUGAACAUCUGCAUUGGGUCCAGACGUUGAAAGAUGUUCAUAUGGCCAUCGAGGCUAAUCUCCAGUGGGAGUGCAAGGCGAGCGGUAAGCCUAAACCUGUGUACAGAUGGCUGAAGAACGGGGAGCCCUUGGUGCUGGAGGACAGGAUACUGGUAGAAGGUGGGCGAUUGGCCAUCCCCAGGAUCAACCUGUUGGACUCUGGUAUGUACCAGUGUCUGGCAGAGAACGAACAUGGCGCCAUCUAUGCCAGCGCCGAACUCAAAGUUGUAGCCUCUUCACCCGACUUCUCCAGCAGUCCUGUGAAGAAGUCCAUGCUGAUCCAGAGAGGGGGGGAGGUGAUCAUGGAGUGCCGUCCCCAUGCGUCCCCAAGGGCCUCCAUCUCCUGGCGGAGAGGGGGAGAGUUUCUGAAGGACAGCACAAGACGGACCAUCAUGGGGGAUGGAACUCUCCGUAUCAGCAACAUCAGCGAAUCAGAUGGAGGGAGGUACACCUGUGUGGCCAGGAACCCCUUUGGGACAUCAAGCAGUACUGGUACUCUGGUGGUGAAAGAGCCAACCAAGAUAACAGUUCCACCGCUGAGUGUGGAUGCCACUGUGGGAGAGAGCAUCGUGUUGCCAUGUGAAGUGUCUGGAGACUCCUCCCUGGAUCCCACCUUUAAGUGGUUCUUCAACGGCAAACUCAUCGAUUUCAACAGACAGGACCACUUUGAGAUGAUAGGAGUGGGAUCGGCUGGUGAUCUGAUGGUCAGGAAUAUUCAGCUAAAGCAUUCUGGGAAGUAUGUGUGCAUGGUACACACUGUGGUGGACAGUGUCUCAGCAGCAGCCCACCUGAUUGUUAGAGGGCCUCCCGGUGCCCCAGAGGGCCUUAUUGUGGGGGAAAUCACUGACUCCACUGCCCAGCUCUCCUGGGAGUCUGGGCCUGACCACCACAGCCCUGUCACCACAUACAGCAUCCAGGCCAGGACCCCCUUCUCCAUAGGCUGGCAGGCCGUCAGGACAGUUCCUGAUUCUGUGCCUGGACAGAUGUUUCAUGCAACGGUGAUAGAUUUGAACCCCUGGGUGGAUUACGAAUUCAGGGUGGUGGCUAGCAACAAUGUGGGUGUUGGAGAGCCCAGCAUCCAAUCCAAGCAGAUUCGAACAAAAGCGGCAGUUCCUGAAGUAGCACCAGGUAAUGUGAGUGGAGGAGGAGGAAGGCGGGGAGAACUGGUUAUCCAAUGGGAGCCAAUACCAGAGGAGCUACAGAGUGGAGAGGAAUUUGGAUACGUUGUGGCUUUUCGUCCUCUUGGUACAAGCACAUGGAAGCAGACUGUGCUGGCUUCACCUGAUGCAUCGAGAUACACCUUCAGGAACGACAGCGUCCCUCCCCUCUCCCAAUUUGAGGUGAAAGUUGGAGUCUACAACAACAAAGGAGAAGGCCCGUCUAGCCAUGUGGUUGUAGUGUAUUCCGCAGAGGAAGAGCCCUCUGAACCCCCGUCCAGAGUGUGGACCCGGACGCUGUCAGCCUCUGAAAUCGAGGUGUACUGGGAACCCAUUACCAAGACAGCCAGCAGUUGGAAGAUCAUUGGAUAUGAGGUCCUUUGUUGGGAGGAGGGGAUGCAGGAGAGUGAUGCUGAGAUGGUGAGGGUCACAGACACUGCAGCCCUUCUCUCUGGGCUCAAGGGCAGUACUGUGUAUCUGAUCUCAGUCAGGGCCCAGAACAGCGCUGGAGCAGGGCCUUCUAGCCCCGCAGUCAACGUCACCACCAAGAAACCACCACCAAGUCAACCUCCAGGGAAUAUUGAGUGGAACUUGACAGACUCCAAGAUCUUUUUGAGUUGGGAACAUGUCAAGGCAAUGGGAAAUGAGUCUGAGGUGACAGGAUACAAAGUGCUGUACCGUCAGAACUGGCUUGGGAAGACCAGCGUUGUGGAGACCAACAGGACCAGCAUGGCACUGCAGGUCCCCUCUGGUGAAGACUACCUCAUUGAGAUCAAAGCCCUGAGUGAUGGAGGGGAUGGCAGCAGCAGUGGCCCCAUCAGGAUACCAAAGAUGUCCAGUCUUAACUCAAACGGCCAUUUCAGCUCAGCUCCAUGCAAGAUUUGUGCAGUUGUGUUUUUUAUACUUUCAAAGUUGACUUUAUAAGACUUAAACAUGUAUUGCCUUUAAUGAACUCUAGCUUUCAGAGUCAAGUACUCAGCAAAGGAUGUGUUUUACGUGUACUUUUCACUUCUCAAGAAUGUGAAAUCAACAGCUAACUAUUUAGAGUAUUCAACGCAGCUGCAUUGCCUUACUGUAUGCAUUUUUAAAAUUAAUUUGUCAACCAAGCUUUUGAGUGUUUUAUGUCUAGAUUUUAUGCCGAAAGGAUAGGCUUUUACAUAUGAGAAGAUUGUCAAUCCUUAGAACAAUCUACAUGAGAUAUUUAUAUGGCGGAAAUAUGAAAGUAAUCAAAUGAAAGCGCAAACAUACCCCUUAAUGAUGUUUGUUAUGUCCCUCAGUAAUUACAAAUCAAAAUGUUUAGUUCCCCAUGGCUGUGUCGAGCUUCUGUUUAGAAUGACAUGAUGUCCUUUUCUAAUGGUAGAGAUACAGUACCUUGCCUAUGUGUGCCUCAUCCCUGUGUUUUGUUGUGACCUGUUUGUUAUUGUAAAUGUUCUGUAAGAAUGAGUCAACUGUGGAAACGACCAUGGUUCACUCCGAGGUUGUCCUUUAAUUCCUUAAUGAAGCACAGUGACAGUAUGAUCUGUCUGGUGGCCAUCAACAUUCCGCAGAUUCCGUGAAAGAAAAUUCACAUAUGCUAUCGUCAACAUUUAACAGUAUCAAAGGGCGGCGCACAAUUGGCCCAGCGUAGCCCGGGUCAGGGGAGGGUUUGGCCGGGGUAGGCCGUCAUUGUAAAUAAGAAUUUGUUCUUAACUGACUUGACUAGUUAAAUAAAGGUUAAAUAAAAAUAUGACCACCACAGACAUCUUGGAUCAAUAUGCAGAACUAUACAGAAAAACAUGUUCAUGUGCAUUGAUACAGUACCUGGGGAAGAUUUUCUCAAACAUUUUCGAUUAAUUCAACUCUUUCUCCAUGGUUCUUAAUCAAGAUAGUUCAAGUUGUGGCUGAGUUGUGCUUGAUAGGUGUUGCAUAACUGUUUUAAUACUAUUGUAUUAACAAACCAAAUGUAUCUCUGUGAGAUGUAAUUGAAAAUGAAUAAAAUGUU